AUGAGUUAUAGAAGAACAACUUUAUUUGACGAACGAGAUGCGGAAGAUGCUUAUUAUGAGAUGCAUGGUCGUAGAGUAUAUGGACACGCUCUGAAUAUUCAGUGGGCCAAAAACGCUCCUUCUAGAUCUUGGCGGUAUGAGGGAAGUAGUCGAAAUUCACCGCGUCGAAGUCGCCGAUCGCCGUCGCCGGCACUUGAAAGAGAACGAACUACUAAUGGUGAAGAACGACCGGCUGAUGACAGAAGGUCCAGAUCUAUAUCACCAACAACUAGAGACGAUACUAAACGUCGUGAUUCUCGUUCACCUCCUCGUCCUCGUGAAGAAGCUAGAGAAAGAUCUACAAGCCCAAAUGAUCGUAAUGGCAAUGGCACUUCUCGUUCUCCAUCAAGGAGUCCACCAGCACGUCUUUCGCAGUCUAGAAGUCCCCAACGGGAUUGA
This is a messenger RNA of Funneliformis caledonium, 438 nucleotides long. Lineage: Eukaryota; Fungi; Glomeromycota; Glomeromycetes; Glomerales; Glomeraceae. The record is from the annotation of a GenBank genome assembly.